AUGACAGAGAGCAAUAAAGAUGAUGACUCGGUGGUGGGAAAUACAGAUAAUGCAAUAGCAGCAGGAAAUGAUUUGAAGAAUCAAAGUUCGGGUUUGAGUGAGAACAGAAAGGAAGACGAGUUAUUAGCAUCCUUGAUUCGAAAAAAGCUUCCUCAGCAGUCUUCUUCACUCGCAUGUAGCUGCAUAUUUAGAAUCCCUCAUAUAUUACGCAGGGGUAAUGAAAAUGUUUUUGUUCCAAACCUAGUUUCAAUUGGGCCAUAUCACCAUGGACAUGAGGACCUGAAAGCCAUUGAAGAAAUUAAACAAUGGUAUUUGCAUUGUCUCCUUGAGCGUAGAGGCAAUCAGGAGGCCAGUAUGAUGUCCUUUGUGAAAGGCAUUAGAAGCAUGGAAAAAUACUGUCGUGAUUGCUACGGAGAAAAGGUUAAUUUAAGUAGUGAUGACUUUGUGGAAAUAAUGGUGGUUGAUGGUUGCUUUAUAAUUGAACUCUUCCGCAAGUAUAUUACUGAUGCUACCGCUGGAAAGUGUGCAACAAAGGUUUUCCCAGAAAGGGAUGAUCCUGUGUUCGACACAUCAUGGAUGAUCGCGACGCUCCUAUACGACUUGCUUCUACUUGAAAAUCAGAUUCCUUGGAGAGUUCUCGACUGUUUAUUCAAGCUCACAAGAGAAAACGAUGAAAUAGAAGAAACUUCUCUAUCCCAGCUUACUCUCAACUACUUCGAGUUUUACACCUUAGGGCGAUAUCCAAAGAAAAUUGAAGAAACAGGAAGCAAGCAUUUACUUGACUUUAUAAGAAGAUGUUUACUAGGAGGAACAAAAGAGGAUAGUACUAAUAAUCAUCCUACCACAGAUUGGGCUCCAAUCCCUAGCGUCACAGAGCUUCUACAAGCUGGAGUCAAAUUUCGACGUACUGACGAUAGCAUGCUCAACAUAACCUUUGAAAAUGGAGUUAUGAAAAUUCCACCGAUCGUGGUUAACGAAAAUGGCGAGUCCCUCUUCAGAAAUCUCAUUGUUUACGAGCAGUGCGAAGCCAGCGUGUACGAAUGUAAAAUUACAUCUUAUGCUGUGGUGUUGGAUAACCUGAUCAACACCAGCUCGGAUGUGGACAUUCUGAUGCAGAAAGGAAUUUUAUUUACCCAUUUAAGCAAGGAGGAUAUAGCUAGCUUUUUCAAUAAGCUUUACAAUAACACCAUCCCUGGCCAUUUCUCUUAUAAAGAGCUCACUGACAAAGUGAAUGAGCAUUAUCACGGUCGCUUCAAUAGAUGGAAAACAAUUCUCGCACGUGAUUAUUUCAACAAUCCGUGGUCAACUUUGGCAUUUGCUGGUGCCCUCUUGGGUUUGGGUUUGACCUUCAUGCAAACCUUAUAUGCCAUCCUGGCUUACAAGGCUCCUAAAGGUGAUGAAGGCUAUCAUUAUCCAUGA
Messenger RNA from Prunus armeniaca (apricot), 1419 nucleotides. The record is from the annotation of a GenBank genome assembly. NCBI's taxonomy places the organism in Eukaryota, Viridiplantae, Streptophyta, Magnoliopsida, Rosales, Rosaceae.